This is a messenger RNA of Acipenser ruthenus (sterlet), 2722 nucleotides long. Its product is annotated as adhesion G-protein coupled receptor F3-like. Gene Ontology annotation, biological process: cell surface receptor signaling pathway; G protein-coupled receptor signaling pathway. Bases 841 to 2313 code for a protein of 490 amino acids. NCBI's taxonomy places the organism in Eukaryota, Metazoa, Chordata, Actinopteri, Acipenseriformes, Acipenseridae. The record is from RefSeq and is a predicted model, not a curated record. Gene Ontology annotation, cellular component: membrane. Gene Ontology annotation, molecular function: G protein-coupled receptor activity. The transcript has 5 exons.
AAAGCUACAAUCUACCACAAAAAUGUUCAGUUGUAUACAAAAAAAGAAUAUUUCUUCAUUGUUUACCCAUCUGUGUAAUCUGCGUUAUUAGACCUUACCUUUUCAGGGUGUGUGCGUUUUCUAAAGGAUAAAGUAUUACUCAACAGGCUGUUUGGUUUACAACAAGCUAUAAGCUCUGUUGUAGGGAAGAAGUUGCUGUCAGUGUUAUGGAGGAGCCUUCUUAAUCUGUUGGUUAAACAGCUGUAUAAUGUUAUCUUUUUUUUUUAAAUGGUAAUCACUGUACCAUUAUAUCACAUAUCAUGUGAUAUAAUGGUAUGGCAUGAUUCUUUUUUUUUUUAAUCCAAAAUGCCUCUCAUAGUUAGCAAAUCUGAGGUAAUACUGUUUUUAUAAAAUCAAAUAUCAGAAUAUACCUAUAUAUACAGUGCCUAUAGAAAGUAUACACCCCCUUGAACAUUUUUCACAUUUUGUUGUGUCAGUGCCUCAGAGUUUCAUGCAUUUAAAUGAGGAUUUUUUUUCACUUAUCUACACACCAUACUCCACACUGUUUAGGGGAAAAAAGUUUUUAUUGAGAAAAAAAUAAUAUAUUAAAAACACAAAACUGAAAGAAAAAAUGAAAAAUGAAAAAAAGCGAUUUUAAUGCAUUUUAAUUCAAGGCUAUAAGGCAACAAAAGGUGAAAAUUCUGAAAGGAGGUGUAGACUUCAUAUACGCACUGUAUGUCUAUAUCACCUGCUGUACUUUAUUAUAUACAUGUUACAUGUAUAAAUAACUAGUUCAUUUUGAUUUAAUACAAAUAAUCUCUUUGUUGGUUGUGCAAUGGCUAACUAUCAUUUUCUUACCUCAUGCAGAACUAUGUUGGUAACGCAAACAAUCUCAUGGAACCUUCUCUGGCAGACAAAUGGAAAGGAUCUACUGAUGAAACUUGUCUUAAAGCUUCUGACUUCCUUCAGUCUAUCGAAAACUUUACAAAGCUGACAUAUGCAAACAAUGGAUCAUUUUAUAAAAAUUUUACCAAUGUUGAGUUGAAAGGAACUCCUAUACUAGCAGAUAAUGAAGCAAAAAUAAACUCCUCAAGUGCAUCUGUCAAAAUGAACUUUAAAAAAACCUCUCCAAACGCCACAAUUUCUAUCUUAACGUAUUUUUCGUUAAAUUCAAUUUUACCCCAAAAUACUAUUGAAGACUUUGGUGUUAACAGCAAAAUUCAAUCCAUCACAAUAGUAGAUGCAAAACCACAAACAGUAGAAAUUACAUUUCAAUUGGAAAAUGAAACAAUUUCAAAAUAUAAGAUGAUGUGUGUUUACUGGGAUUUCAAAGCAAAUGAUGGAAAAGGAGGAUGGUCUGGUGAAGGCUGCAAAUGGGACAGACAAAAUUCAAACUCAACCACCUCAUCUUGUGUUUGUGACCACUUGACAUCUUUCUCUGUGCUAAUGUCAAAAUUUCCUAUCAGUUUACCUUGGCUUGACAAAAUUGGUUAUGUUGGCGUGGGUGUGUCCAUUUGUUCCCUCAUUCUCUGUCUCAUAAUUGAAUUUUUAGUAUGGAAUUCAGUAGUUAAGUCAAACAUCUCUCAUUUUCGACACACAGCCCUGGUUAACAUUUCUGUGUCUUUGCUUAUUGCAGACUGCUGCUUUUUGUCUGCUUCUUUCCAAGGUGGUAAAGAUGAUGAAGUCUGUUUACCUCUAGCAAUGGCCAUGCAUGUUUCUUUCUUAGCGAUGUUCUUUUGGAUGCUCUGUCAAAGCAUAAUGCUCCUUCACCAAAUGAUUUUCCUCUUCCAACAACUGAGAAAGAAAAUUUACCUAUCUUUUUCAUUUGUUCUUGGCUACUUAGGCCCAAUAUGCAUUGUGAUUGGAACAUACAUGGUAAAUCCUGAUAAAUACCACAAUAAAGAUUCCUGCUGGCUAACGUAUGAAGGGGGGAUGAAGGGAUCCAUUUUAGCUUUUGUUCUACCUGUUGGAAUCAUUGUUAUCAUCAAUACUUUUACUUUGGUUGUGGUCAUUUCCAAGCUAUUGAGACCAUCAGUAUCAGAAGGAGAUAAAGCAGAUGACAAGGAAGCUGUGAAAAGUAUAAUGAAAGCAGUUAUUAUCCUGACUCCAGUAUUUGGAUUAACAUGGGCCCUGGGAUUCCUUACUCUUAUAUUUGACCUACCUGAGACGUUUGGAGCUAUGGCAGUUCACUACUUAUUUUCUAUAUUGAACUCAUUCCAGGGCCUGCUUAUUUUGAUAACUGGAUGCUUUACAGAGAAAAAGGUGCGAGAAGCCCUCUUGAAACGGUACUCUCCACAGUCCAAGAGUGAAACCUCAAAUUCUGUAAAGAAGUGAAGAAAGUAACGGUGACAGAUUGGAAAUUGGAAGAACCUGGAAUGCAAUCUCGGGCCCUCUUCACAAGGAUAUUCAAAUCAAAUAAGUCAAUUGUUUAUUAUUAAAAUAAAGGUUGAUAUGAAUUAAGCUGUUCUAGCCUGUUUUAAAAAAGCAAACAGCAGUCUAGAAUAGUGAUGUAUGCUGCAAAUGUGCUGUAGUCAUUGUUGCUACCUUGUUUAGAAACUUUUUUUAUGCAUUAGAAAAGCACCCAUUCUGGCACUUGUAAACAAAACAAAAACUCUUACUUGUUUCAAUUGAUUUUCAGUUCAAACUCAUUAGUAAUUACACACUAUUUGCCAUACAGGCAACACUUUAUAAUACAGGUACAUUAACUACAAUGUAACUAGAGUGUAUUUAGUAAGUAAAUUAU